Molecule: messenger RNA, 2049 nt
Organism: Prunus armeniaca (apricot)
Lineage: Eukaryota; Viridiplantae; Streptophyta; Magnoliopsida; Rosales; Rosaceae
Source: the annotation of a GenBank genome assembly
AUGGAUUCAAAAGAGAAAUUGAAGGAGGGGGAGAAGUGCUUAGAUCCUCAGCUAUGGCAUGCCUGUGCUGGAGGCAUGGUUCAAAUGCCUCCAGUGAAUGCCAAGGUCUUCUACUUCCCUCAGGGCCAUGCUGAGCAUGCCUGUGGACCUGUUGAUUUCAGGAACUGCCCGAGGGUUCCUCCAUACAUCUUCUGCAGGGUCUCUGCUAUUAAGUUCAUGGCUGAUCCUGAGACUGAUGAGGUUUAUGCAAAAAUUAGGUUGGUUCCUUCGAGUGCUAGUGAGGCUGGGUAUGAGGAUGAUGGAAUUGGAGGGCUUAAUGGGUCUGAAACACCGGAUAAACCCGCCUCAUUUGCAAAGACGCUGACGCAAUCCGAUGCAAACAAUGGCGGCGGCUUCUCUGUCCCGAGAUAUUGUGCAGAAACCAUCUUCCCGCGAUUGGAUUACUCCGCAGAUCCCCCUGUUCAGACAAUCCUGGCUAAGGAUGUUCAUGGUGAAACUUGGAAGUUUAGGCACAUUUACAGGGGGACCCCUAGGAGGCAUCUGUUGACCACGGGGUGGAGUACUUUUGUGAACCAUAAGAAGCUUGUUGCAGGGGAUUCAAUUGUGUUUUUGAGGGCAGAGAAUGGUGAUCUUUGUGUCGGAAUUCGUCGAGCAAAGAGGGGAAUUGGAGGUGGACCUGAGUCAUCUUCAGGGUGGAAUCCAACGGGUGGGAAUUGUACCAUGCCAUAUGGUGGAUACUCUGCGUUUUUGAGGGAGGAUGAGAACAAGCUAAUGAGAAAUGGCAAUGGGAAUGGCUCGAAUUCGAAUGGAACCGCAACACUUGCUUCAAAUGGACAGCCCUUUGAGGUUGUUUACUACCCUCGAGCAAGUACCCCAGAGUUCUGUGUGAAAGCCUCUUUGGUAAAAGCAGCAUUGCAGAUCCGGUGGUGUCCCGGAAUGAGAUUCAAGAUGGCUUUUGAAACUGAGGAUUCUUCCCGGAUAAGUUGGUUCAUGGGAACUAUAUCCUCUGUUCAGUUGGCUGAGCCUUUGCGCUGGCCUGAGUCACCUUGGAGGCUUCUCCAGGUUACCUGGGAUGAACCUGAUUUACUUCAAAAUGUGAAGCGUGUUAGCCCAUGGUUGGUAGAACUGGUAUCAAAUAUGCCCGCCAUCCAUCUGACACCCUUCUCACCACCAAGGAAGAAGAUGAGACUGCCUCAACACCCUGAUUUCCCAUUUGAAGGCCAACUUCCUAUGCCGACAUUCUCCGGCAACCUCCUUGGACCCAGCAGCCCCUUUGGUUGUCUGCCCGACAAAACUCCUGCUGGCAUGCAGGGAGCCAGGCAUGGUCAUUAUGGUCUAUCCUUAUCAGAUAUGCACCUCAAUAAACUGCAGACAGGUCUAUUUCCGGCUGGUUUCACGCCUCUUGAUCAUGCUGCUACAGCAACUAAAUUCUCCAAUAACACAAUGACUCAAAAACCUACCAUGAGCGAGAAUGUUUCUUGUUUGUUGACGAUGGCACAUUCUACCCAGACUUCAAAGAAACCUGAUGAUGUAAAGCCACCGCAGCUUGUACUCUUUGGUAAACCAAUACUUACUGAGCAGCAGAUUUCUCUGAGCUGCUCUGGUGAUACAGUCUCACCAGUUCUUACUGGAAAUAGUUCAUCGGAUGGGAAUGCGGAUAAAACCGCUAAUCUUUCUGAUAAUUCUGGAUCUGCACUUCACCAACAAAGCCUACAAGAGCGCUCAUAUUGUGAAGGUUUCCAAUGGUAUAAGGAUACUCGGCAAGAAACUGAAUCGAGUUUGGAAACUGGUCACUGUAAAGUCUUCAUGGAAUCAGAAGAUGUAGGUCGCACUCUUGACCUUUCAGUGUUUGGAUCUUACGAUGAAUUGUAUAGGAAACUGGCCGACAUGUUUGGCAUAGAAAAUUCUGAGACGCUGAACCAUGUGCUCUAUCGAGAUGCUACUGGUGCAGUCAAACACAUCGGAGAUGAACCACUCAGUGACUUCAUGAAAACAGCAAGGAGAUUGACGAUUCUAAUGGAUUCAGGCAGCAACAAUGUAGGAAUGUAA